UAUAUAUGCAUGCGUGUAUAGCAAAUCGUAUUGUAGUUGUUCAUGCUCUAUAAUUUGAGUUUUAAAUCAUUUUGUACUUUGAACUUAAAAAGAACAUUAUAUUUAUAUAUCGUUAGCAAACGGUUGAGUAAUAAAGUCGGAUUUUUAACGGAAAUUGAAUUAAGUAUUCAUUUGCCGAAGAAACUCUUAAUUGCCGGUAUACAAUGUGGUUUCUGUGACGCGUGAUCAACAUUUUAUAGAAAAAAGGAAAAAACGAUUUAUAUGCGUAACUUGAAAGAACAUAUGUUUCUCUUUUAUUGAGAUAGUAAAAUGUUUGUUUUAUGGACAUGGUUAUUGUGUAUUAAUGAAUGAUAGUCGUGGAUAAUUUAUAUAAUUUUGAAUAUAAUUUAUAGUAAGAAACCCAGAGAAAUAACGCAUAAUGCAUAAUAAUUUAAUUGCUACUGCCAUCGGUGUAACCGUUGGUGUUAUAAGUGCAGCUAGUAUUUUUAUUUACCGUAAAAUUUUGGCAAAUCAACGAUAUAACACAACAAUUUCUGACUUAGAUGCUGCCAAUAAAAGAAUUGAUGAAUUAGAAACAGAAUUAGAAGCUUUAAGGUUACAACUAAAGCAACAGAAAAAGAAAAGAAAAAUUUCACGAAAAUUUAACUCUAAUGAUAGUACCUAUACUUUAGAUAAUGAUACAGAUAUUGAUGUUUUUUCAACAACAACUGAUAUUGGAGAUGAUGAAUUCUAUGAUUGUUCCGAUGGUGAAAGUAUUGUUAGCGAUAGUGACUUGAGGAUCUCAGACGAACUGAACCAGCUGGAUACAAUACUUAAGGAGAUUGAUGAACAACCAUAUGAUCAAUUUGAUGUCAAGACUUACUAUAUAUUGCAAACAUUAGCGAAAUCCCAGCCAGACAAUGUAGAAGUAGUAUGGAGAUUUGCAAGAGCUAGCUACAGUUAUGCAGAAACACAAAUUGAUAAGAACAUUAGAAAGUUAAUCAUUCUUGAAGGUAUUCAACAGUGUGAGAGAAUUAUUGAAAAUCGAAAUGCAGAUCUGUAUAAGUGGUAUGCUAUUCUUGUAGGAAUACAUGGAGACUAUUUAUCAGUGCCAGACAAAAUAAAGAAUGGCAUUGUUUUUAAGAAAUAUAUAGAACUGGCUGUAGAAAUGCAACCAGAUGACUUUGGAUUACAUUAUCUUCUAGGAAGAUUUAAAUAUGAAAUUGCUAAUUUAAGUUGGAUCGAGAAAAAGGUAGCAACAUUAUUUGAAAUUCCAAAUGUUUCUUUUGAAGAAACACUCAUUUGUUUUGAAACUGCAGCAAGGCUUGGAAGUACAAACCCAUACACUCAGUUGUACAUUAGUAAAUGUUAUAUUGCUUUAAAGAAAUAUACAUGUGCAAUUGAUUCAUUAAAAGAAAUUUUAGAAAAACCAAUUGUAUCAGCUGAUGAUGAAAAAGUACAUACGGAAGCGAGUAAACUUCUUGACAAGUACUCAGGAUAUAGUUCAUAGUGAAAAAUAAUGUAUUUGUACAUCACACCUAUAUCAAUAGUUAUACUAUUUCCGUAUACAUAUACAGAUAAAAACAACUAUAUCACAGUUUAAUCUAAACGUUAACAUCAAACAAUUUAUAAUCAAUUAUUAUAUGAAACAUAGGUACUAAACAAUUUUCAAAAUAUUUUAUCUAUUGCAGUAUGUAUUGUAAAUCUUUUAAUUUAAAUUUUAUGAAAGAGUGUAAUUUGUAAAGAUCUGCAUAAAAAAUGUACAUCACUAGUGCAAGGUUUUGUAAGUUAGAAAUAUAUACUUUAGUUGUACAAUUUAGCAAAUAAUAUUUUACAUAUAUAGAAAACGGUAUAUACAUUGAAGCGCCUGGAUUUAGUUAUUUUCUUAAAAGAAUUUAUAGAAUUUAUUAUUAAUGAUAUUCAUUGUAUACA
Bombus terrestris (buff-tailed bumblebee) is the source of this 1911-nucleotide messenger RNA. RefSeq names its product regulator of microtubule dynamics protein 1. The coding region runs from base 419 to 1489 and encodes 356 amino acids. The record is from RefSeq and is a predicted model, not a curated record. Gene Ontology annotation, molecular function: microtubule binding. Gene Ontology annotation, cellular component: spindle microtubule; cytoplasm; mitotic spindle pole. The transcript has 6 exons. Lineage: Eukaryota; Metazoa; Arthropoda; Insecta; Hymenoptera; Apidae.